GAUUCCUGAUCCUCGUAACUUUCUCUAUGUGUUUACACCUAAAAAUCAGAUCUGUUUGGAGUCUGCGUCUUGAGGAUCAGCAAUCACUACUGCUCAAAUUGAAACAAACUCUCAUUUUCAACCCUGCUAGUUCAUCCAAGCUUGUUUGGUGGAAUUCAUCAACAAAUUGUUGUUCUUGGGCCGGCGUCACAUGCGGCAGUAGUGGUCAGGUUAUUGGUCUUGACCUCAGCCAUGAGUCAAUUUCCGGUGGGAUUGACACGUCAAGCAGUCUCUUCGAUCUUCAUCAUCUCCAAAGCCUUAAUUUGGCUUGGAACAAGUUCAAUGGUAGUCGGAUUCCAUCUGGGUUGGAUAAACUUGCUAAUUUGCGACACCUCAACCUCUCUAAUUCUGAAUUCGCAGGCCAAAUUCCAGCUGAGAUUUCCAGCUUAACGAGGUUAGUCUCUCUUGAUAUUUCUAUAUCGUGGGAACUAUAUUUUAUCUAUGCGUAUCCUAUAUUGAAACUGGAGAAUCCAAAUUUGUCAAUGCUUGUUCGGAAUUUAACGAGGCUUACCGAACUACAUCUCGAAGGAACCAAUGCAUCGGCGCAAGGACAUGACUGGUGUCGCGUCUUGUCUUUGCUACCUAGGCUAAGGGUAUUGAACUUGGCCAACUGCCUUCUAACCGGGCCUAUUGAUUCUUCUCUAGCUAAGUCGACGUUUCUCUCUGUUUUCCAUUUGAAUGGCAACAAUCUCUCUGCUCCAGUUCCAGAAUUUUUUGGUAAUUUCUCAAAUCUGACUUCAUUGGAUCUCAUGGAUUGUGGUCUAUAUGGAAAUUUUCCAGCAAAAGUUUUUCAGCUGCCAACUUUACAGAGUCUUGACAUAUCAUCGAAUCCAUUGCUUCGAGGGACUCUCCCAGAAUUUCCUGAAAAUGGGUCUCUACAAACCCUGGUGCUGUCUUCAACAAACUUUUCCGGGACGAUACCAGACUCCAUUGGGAACCUUAAGGUGUUGUCACGAAUAGACCUUUCCUUCUGCAAAUUCAGAGGAUCAAUUCCAGAUACUACUGCAAAACUGUUGCAGCUUGUCUCUCUAGAUUUUUCAUACAACGGUUUUUCUGGUCCAAUCCCAUCGUUUUCGUUAGCAAAAAAUAUAUCGGAAUUAAACCUUGCUAACAACCAGUUAACUGGUUCGAUUCUCUCCACUGAUUGGUCGGCCCUUUCAAAGCUCGUUAGCAUUGAUUUGCACAACAACUCACUCAAUGGAACUCUCCCCACGUCUUUGUUCGGGAUGCCAUCUUUGCAGAGAAUAAAACUCAAUCAAAAUCAGUUCUCUGGAGGAUUGAAUGUACCCUCAGAAUUAGCUUCUGUAUUGCGUACCCUUGAUUUGGAGGGCAAUAAGUUGGUUGGACCCUUCCCGGAGAUCGUAUUUCAACUCCAAAGUCUCAAGAUCCUUGUGCUGUCUUACAACAAUUUCAGUGGUCCAGUAAAGUUAAGUUCAUUCCAGCCGCUGAGAAAUCUUUCUACACUUGAUCUAUCAUACAACAGCUUGUUAGUGAAUGCAACUGGUAUAGAUCCUGCUUUGUUUCCCCAGAUUAGCGCAUUAAACUUGGCCUCUUGCAAGCUAACAGGAUUCCCAGAUUUCUUGAAGAAACAAUCCCAGCUAUGCAACCUAGAUCUUUCAGCCAACCAAAUUGAUGGGGAAAUACCCAGUUGGAUUUGGAAUAGUACAUUCCUUUCUCAUCUAAAUCUUUCCCACAAUUUUUUGGUGAAUUUACAGGAUCCUAAGAGGGGUCCCAUUUCAGCUCAAUACCUGUCUCUCUUAGACCUCCGUGGUAACAAAUUACAAGGGCAACUACCAAACCUCCCACCAUCUGCCACGUAUGUGGAUUUCUCGAGUAACAAAUUCAGUUCUGUUAUACCGGUCAACAUUGGGGAUUACCUCGAGUUUGCAUACUUCUUAUCUCUUUCCAACAACAACAUCCAUGGAAGUAUUCCUAAAUCGAUUUGCAAUGGUACCUAUCUUCAUGUUCUUGAUUUGUCAAAUAAUUCAAUCGGUGGCAUUGUCCCCCAAUGCUUGACGAGGAUGAAGUCUCUUGGCGUAUUGAGCCUUAGUGAAAAUAGGCUCAAUGGUAGUAUCUCCGAUUCUUUUUCAAGUAACUGUGCAGUGCAGACUCUAGACCUUAAUGGAAAUCAAAUAGGAGGCAAGAUUCCCAGAUCUCUGGCCAACUGCCAAAAUUUAAUGGUUUUUGACAUAGGUAAGAAUGAGAUCAAUGAUACAUUCCCAUGUCAUUUGAAGAAUAUAUCCAGUUUGCGAGUUCUGAUUUUGAGGUCCAACUACUUUUAUGGGCGGAUUGAUUGCCCAAAUGACAAUUAUUCCUGGCCGAUCCUUCAAAUUGUCGAUCUUGCUUCCAAUCAUUUUAGUGGGGAACUACCUCAACAAUGCUUAAGAACCUGGAAGGCAAUGAUUGACAAUGAAGAUGAACUCCAAAACCUUCGUUUCAAGAUCUUCGAUCUCGAUCCAUUUUAUUAUCAAAAUGCAAUUAUGGUUACCAUGAAAAGUGUUGAGACACGGCUAGCUAAAAUACUUACCAUCUUCACUUCCAUUGACCUCUCAUGCAAUAACUUUGUAGGGAAGCUACCUGAAGUGAUUGGAGAAUUCAAGGCACUCCAUAUCCUCAAUUUAUCACACAAUUCUCUCACAGGUCUAAUCCCUUCGUCUAUAGGAAACUUGAGACAACUUGAGUCUUUGGACCUUUCUAGUAACAACUUGAGUGGCAAAAUUCCUCAACAGCUGUCAAACCUUAAUUUUCUUGAAGUCCUCAACCUAUCAGACAAUCAACUGGAAGGAAUGAUUCCAACAGGAAAUCAACUUCAAACAUUUUCAGAAGAUUCCUUUAUAGGUAACAAGGGAUUAUGUGGAGUGCCUUUAAAGGAAAAUUGUAGACCUAAUACGCAGCCAUCACAUGAAGGCAACAAUUCAGAUCAUGGAACCAACAUUAACUGGAAUCUCUUAAGUGUUGAAGUGGGAUUUGUUUUUGGCUUAGCAAUUGUCAUUUUACCACUUAUGUUUUGGAAGAGAUGGAGGAUAUGGUAUUACAAACAUGUUGACAGUGUUCUUUUCGGGCUUCUUCCUCAGCUAAGUCAAACAAGCAGAAUUCAUGGGCGGAGAGCUCUCAGGACACACAGGAGGAGGAACUAGCAGAGUAGUGAUGAAAAGGGAGCAUUCCAUCCUGCCACAGUUGUUUAGUUCUAUAAAUAGGAGAUGCCUACAUCAAGCAUUGUUGUUUAGUAUAUUCCUCAAUUGAAUAGAAAAAGCAGAAACAAUGAGCUGAGAGGUUCCAGGAGGAGGACCAGGACACACUGAGGAACAAGUAGUGGUGAAAAAGAAAAAAAAAACUCUGCAAACUUUGAUAUAUGCACUAUAUAUGCCCACUCUUUUCAAGAUCAAAACUUGUGUUUUUGUUACGCACAGUCACUUUUUCAUUUUAUUUAAUAACUGUUGAUGCUGGUUCUGUAACGAUGCUUGCAUUGUAGAGUAACUUUUAGUUAAUGUAUUUGGUAUAGGGGGAAGUAAUUGUGAGAAUGGUCUUGAGUGACUUGUUUAGUAGGUAAGCGAUCACCACUCGUGGUGCAGUUAGUGAGAAUGCUUAGCAACGAAAUCCUCUGCUGUUAGUGCUGUUGAAGAUUUAGGAUCGAUGCAAUUCUGGUUUUUGAUUCAGGGAUUGUGCUUGAGAAUGGCAGCAAUUUAUAGCCUUUACAUCGUUAACAAAUCAGGUGGUUUCAUCUUCCACAAGAUACAAUUUUCAUAUUUUUCUGUUUGUUUCUCGGGGAAAUAUUGGGGCUGGACUGAAUUUUUCUCCACAGGAUAGAAAAGGAAAGGUUUUUCUUGCUUAAGUCUGGUGAAAUAUUGUGUUUUUGUAGGACUAUGGUUCUAAGGGACGCGUGGAUACAAAUGAUAGCUUGAGAGUGGCAAGUUUGUGGCACUCGAUGCACGCAAUUUCUUAGCAGCUGUCACUUACCACUGGCUGUUCCAGCGUUGAACUCCUUGAAGCUGAUACGUUUGAUCUCCAUUGCUUUCAAUCCCUUACUGGUACUCUCCACUGGCUGGAUUUUUUUUUCCCCGACGCGGGAGAGUGACAUAGUGGAGAGUAUUUAAUUUACAUGAACUUCUUUAUACGGUAGAAUAUCCAAUUCAAAU
Rubroshorea leprosula is the source of this 4175-nucleotide messenger RNA. The record is from the annotation of a GenBank genome assembly. NCBI's taxonomy places the organism in Eukaryota, Viridiplantae, Streptophyta, Magnoliopsida, Malvales, Dipterocarpaceae.